Hemibagrus wyckioides is the source of this 2025-nucleotide messenger RNA. It is a transcript of the gene tacr3a, whose product is annotated as tachykinin receptor 3a. The record is from RefSeq and is a predicted model, not a curated record. Gene Ontology annotation, biological process: positive regulation of flagellated sperm motility; G protein-coupled receptor signaling pathway. Gene Ontology annotation, molecular function: tachykinin receptor activity. Gene Ontology annotation, cellular component: sperm midpiece; plasma membrane. The transcript is spliced from 5 exons. The coding region runs from base 224 to 1438 and encodes 404 amino acids. NCBI's taxonomy places the organism in Eukaryota, Metazoa, Chordata, Actinopteri, Siluriformes, Bagridae.
UCACACCUCCUCCUGCACUUCUCCACUUCUCCAGGUUCCUCACGUCUCACCAAUUUUGGAUUUUUUUUUUUUUUUUUGCGCUCGACGCGCGUAGCCGGUGCGCGUCCCCGCGUAUCCGGGUUCUCCAAACACACCACAUCGGUGCGCUUUUUUCUGCGCAUAAAUAUCACGUUUUAAAACUUCCUAUUAUUAUUAUUUUAUAGCUUCUUUUUCCUUCCUGGAAAUGGUUCCCUCGCAGAACGCUUCUAACGUGACCGGGAACUGGACGAAUCAGUUCGCGCAGCCGCCGUGGCGCGUGGCUCUGUGGUCGGUGGCGUACAGCUCCAUCCUGGCGGUGGCCGUGUUCGGGAACCUGGUGGUCAUGUGGAUCAUCGUGGCUCACCGCAGGAUGCGGACGGUCACUAACUACUUCCUGUUGAACCUGGCCUUCUCAGACGCCUCCAUGGCCGCCUUCAACACGCUCAUUAACUUCAUUUACGCCGCGCACGGGGACUGGUACUUCGGCGAGGCGUACUGCAAGUUCCACAACUUUUUCCCGGUCACCUCCGUGUUCGCCAGCAUCUACUCCAUGACCGCCAUCGCUGUGGACAGGUAUAUGGCUAUAAUCCACCCUCUGAAGCCUCAUCUCUCAGCCACAGCCACUAAAGUGGUGAUAGUAUGUAUCUGGGUGCUGGCCGUGGUGCUGGCGUUCCCGCUCUGCUUCUUCUCCACCGUCAGGAAAUUACCCAAGAGGACUCUGUGCUACGUGGCUUGGCCUCAACCCGGGGAUGACCCCUUCAUGUACCAUAUCAUCGUGAUGUUGCUGGUCUACAUGCUGCCUCUGGUGGUGAUGGGAAUCACCUACACCGUCAUCGGUUUGACGCUGUGGGGUGGAGCCAUUCCCGGAGACUCAUCAGACAAUUAUCACGGGCAGCUACGUGCUAAGAGGAAGGUGGUGAAGAUGAUGAUCAUUGUAGUCGUGACCUUCGCCAUCUGCUGGCUGCCGUAUCACAUCUACUUCCUGAUCACGGGCCUGAACAAGGCGCUGGCUAAGAAGAAGUCCAUCCAGCAGGUCUACCUGUCAGUCAUGUGGCUGGCCAUGAGCUCCACCAUGUACAACCCCAUUAUCUACUGCUGCCUGAACAGCAGGUUCCGAGCGGGUUUUAAGCGAGCGCUACGCUGGUGUCCGUUUGUUCGCUUGUCCAGUUAUGACGAUCUGGAGCUGCGGGCUACACGCAUGCAGGCCACACGGCAGAGCAGCAUGUGCAUGCUGUCACGUGUGGAAACCACCAUGAUGGUCAUGAACGAUUCCACAGAGGGCUCCACCAAACGCAAGAGCCUCAUCAACCAGCACCUCCACCACAACCACGCCCACAGCCACACCCACAACGGCUGCUCUCACUCCAACAAGAGGAGCACCACGUACACACCUAGCGACCCUCACGAUGACUUCUGCUGACCGCACGCGCUCGUCCGUAAGAAUUCCGAUCAGAUUCAUCAGACUCGUCUCACUGCCCUUAAGCUUUAACAUCAAGACUGUGUGAGGUUCAUGGAGCCGCGUAACAUUAGCAUGAAGUUAGCCAGAACCCACACUGGCGGCUUUGGUUACCAUUCCAUUGUGUGAUUACAUGAAGAAAAUUGUUCCAAUCUUACGGAGAUUCUGCCUGAGAUCUUGUUGGUCUGUGUUCACUUUCAUCACUAGAGGCCAUAAAACCGUCAUGUUUUAUUAUAUCGCUAAUAAAACAGCGUAGCAGCGUGAAGACGUGGAGAAAAAAAUCAUAUUUAUUCCUCCAUCUGCUUCCCUCGUGUUUUCGCUUACUGUUAUUGUUACAUGAAGGGAAAAAAAGCUGCCUUGUUAAGUCUCUGUAGGUUUGUUAUCUCGCCUCAGCAUUCUUCCAGAAUCUUCCAGCCCUAACAGCUGUUUCUUCAGAUAACUCCUAACUGCUUUCCACAGGAAAAACCAAAGAGAUGAGAUCGACGUUUCUCUAAAGAUAAUCGCUAAUCGCUAGUAAAACCUGCACACUAAAGAUCUCUCUCUCUCUCUUU